Messenger RNA from Closterium sp. NIES-67, 571 nucleotides. NCBI's taxonomy places the organism in Eukaryota, Viridiplantae, Streptophyta, Zygnematophyceae, Desmidiales, Closteriaceae. The record is from the annotation of a GenBank genome assembly.
AAUACAACAAUGUCCUAUACACGGGGCACUUCGGUAGCAACAAAGACGCUCACCGGUAUUGCAAAGCACUACUACUGGCCCUACAUGGCAGACGACGUACAGAAAUUCGUCACCUCGUGCGACACAUGUCAGCGGAUGAAGAGCAGCAAGCAGAAAAAGGCAGGACUGCUAGAGCCUGUUCCUAUCCUAGAACAACCAUGGCAAGUGGUUAGCCUGGACUUCAUAACCGAGUUACCAACUACCACAAGCGGUCAUGACACAAUCCUCGUCGUCAUCGACAAAUUCUCCAAAAUGGGACACUUCAUCCCGACACACACGAUAGCACGCACCGAGGAGUUGGCACAACUGUUCGUUCGCUACAUCAUCUCCGACCGAGACCCCAAGUUCACCGACAAGUUUUGCAAGGAACUGGUGUCUCUGCUCGGGACCAAACUAGCCAUGUCAUCCGCCUACGAUCCACAAACAGAUGGACAGAUCGAGCGCCUCAACCAAAUUGUAGAGCAACUCCUCUGCGCAACAUGCAAGGACGAAAUCUCUAAUCUAUAGCCUCGGCUGGCUAUACGCAGAGUGA